GGGCACAGCGUGCGCCGAGGAGGGUGCCGCCGCGGGUGCCACUACGCGGGCGCGCCGCGCCCCCUCCCCGUCGUCCUCGGAGGGCAGCUCUGGGGGCGCCCUUCGCGGCGCCGCCGCCAGAGGCCCCGUGCUGCGGCGUUCCAUGUCCGCUUCCUCCGCGGAGGACGCCCGGGAGGGCGGUCCCCGCGGCGCCGCGGUCACCCGCAGGGCACGCAGUGGCUUCUCCGGUUCCUCGGGGAGCGGCGUGGCAGACGUCGCCGGCGGCGGCCGCGGGGGCAGCGGCAAUCGAGGAUGUGGCCGAAGUGUUGACCAGGGCGCGCAGUUGGCGCUUCAUCGCGCGCGAACAGAGCUGGAGGAGGCCGCCGCCGAGGACGGGGGCAGCCUCCGCGCCCUCGGGGAGGAGAACGCCGAGCUGAGGUCGGAGCUGGCCGACAUGGAGUACUCCCUCGAGGUGGCGGCGGCCGUGGCGAUGGAGGGCGGCGGCGAGGGCGGCGACCCCCUCGGCCUGCGGGAGGCCCGCCGCCUGCGCGCCGAGUGCCGGCAGCUCCAGGAGCAGCUGCGCGGCGGGGCCCCGCCGCCGGAGGGCGCCGGGCAGGGCCUCCCCGCGCUGCGCGCCGAGCUGGCGCAGGCGCGGGAGGCCUGCAGGGCCGAGCGCGAGGAGUCGAUUGUGCACCACAUGUUCCUGUCGGGCGAGCGCCUCGCACAGAGGCACCGGGUUCCAGCAGCGGUCCUGGAUGCUGGUCCUGCAGGGCGAGGCUGGGCUGCGGCCAGCGCGCGGACCCUGGCGCGAAGGCUUCGUCGCGAGAGACGUCGGGAGCUGGGGCAGCCGAGGGCGGCCGCGCUGGCGCAUCGCGUUAAGGCCCUGCGGGCCUCGCUGGUGGUGCACUGGCGGCUGUGCGACGCGACGGGCUGCCACGUGCCCCUGAUGCGCGAUGCGGUGGCAGCAGGCCGUCUCCUGGGCGUCGAGGGCGGCCUCAUCGAGGAGGCCGAGGAACUGUUGGUGCAGGGCAACGCGGCUCGCCGUGCGUCGCCCCCCGGGGCUGCUUGCAGCCCGCCACCUCCGCCGGUUGGAAUGAACGUUACGGUGCUGGAGGCGGCGCUGGCCAGCAGAGAGAGCGAUGGCCUUGGGGAGCAGGCCGCCGCCGUGCUGGCGGCGCUGGAUGUGGUCAUUGUCGAGAACAAGUUCGAGCUAAACGAGAUGCUGGCGUUCGGGGCGAGCACCGAGGAGUUCGACGAGGAGCCCGUGCCAGGCUUCGAGAUCAACGACGGGAUGCCGAUGGCCAUGCAGCGGGUUGGUUGCUUCACCGUCGGUUUCGAGGCCAAGCAGCAGGAUCUGGAUGGCAUCGCCAACCCCAUGUUCAUGAAGGGGGUGGCGGACGAGGGCGAGCUGCAGUUCGGCGUCGGAGCUGCCGCACCCCUCGCGCCUGGCCUGGCGAUAUGGGCCUCCCUGCACGGUGCGUCCCUCGAUGGAGGUGUGGGCCCGUUGCGCGGCGCGUCCCUCCCUAGCGGAGGCGUGGACCCGCCAGGGGAGGCCCCUGUGAGGGGUGUCCACCACACGCUGGCUGGUUGCGGCGUUGCUGCACCCCUCGCGCCGGGCCUGGCGCUAGGGGCCUCCCUGCACGGUGCGUCCCUCGAUGGACGUGUGGACCCGUUGCGCGGUGAGUCCCUCCCCUGCGGAGGCGUGGACCCGCUGGGGGAGGCCCUGCCGAGGGGUGCCCAUACCACGCUGGUCCUGGAGGAGAUCGUCAACCCAACUGUCAUGAAGGCCACGGAACACGAGAUGCUAGAAGAUUUGGACGUGGACAUCGUGAAACCGAACCUCGCCGAGAAGAGGUUCGAGGUGCACGAGGUACUGGGUCUAGACGUGGACAUCGUGAGCGCGAACCUCCUCGGGAGGAGGCUCGAGGUCAGCGAGGCGAUGGCGGUCGGGGCGAGCACGGAGCAGUUCGACGAUGAGGCUGCGAAGGCAGAGGCGGACGAAACGCAGGAGUUUGACAAGACUGCGCAGGGCUUCGAGGUCAACGACGGGAUGUCGAUGGCAAACCCCUCAGAGGAAGCGGAGAUGACAGCCCUCCGCGCGGCGGUCGCAGCGGAGGACGACGCUGCGAAGUGCCGCCGCUGCUGCUCGGCUGCCUGCGCGGCCGCGGCGCGGGCGGUGGUGCGGCUGCAGGAGGGCCCCGCGGCGCCCCCAGGCGCCGUCGCGCGUGCCGCUGCGGCCCUCGAUCAGGCCGUUCAGCAGGAGCGGAGGGCAGAAGAGCGACACCGAUCGCGGGAGGCUUGUGCCUGGGAGAUGGCCUGUGCGACGGCGCGCGCGGGGGCCGCGGAGCCCGAGAAGGCCAGGAGCACCUGGCGGAUCAUUGUUUGGAUUUCGAGCUGCCUGGUCUGCUGGAAGAUCUCGAGUUGCUCCAUGGAGGUCCAGUGGCUCAUGCCGAGCGCUCUCAAGCGGGUCGCAACGGAGGCCAACGCGGAGGGAGACAGCAACAAGGCGCGCAAGGGCUCGGGCAAGGGCGUCGAGGACUCCCACGUGAACGCUCGCCUGCUUCGACAGCUGGAAUCGCGGGUGCGCACACUGGAGUUCGGAGCGGGCCUGGUGGUGCACGGACCGAGCGACGACCUGUUCGUGGACACGCUGAAGCAGACCUACCAGGAGUACCAGAAGAAGGUCGAGGGCAAGAACAACACACACGGGCUCGGUCCGCCCGAAUUGCAGAAGUUUGCCGCACUUCUCAACGCUUUCAACAGUUGGCUCGACAAGCCAGGCAAGGCCCAGGACUCGGUGAAGGAGUUGGCAGACAUCCCUCGGAGGCUUCUGUUGAUGAUGAUGAAGGGAGAUCAGGAGCAGGCCAGCACGUGGAUCAAGGAGUGCGGAACCAGCUCGACGGCAGACAGCAGCAUCUCGAGGAUUACGGUCAAUGUCCUGGGCUAUAUCACGCUGCCAGACCCCAACCAGGCAGGACCCAACGCUUACGAGGAGCAGGAGAGUCAGUGGAAGGUUCUAGAGGACAAGGACGCGGAAGAGGGAGACAAGCGCAGGGCAGAGGUUCGAGUCAUUCGGAGUCCGCUCGAGUUCGCCCAGCUAGGACACGGGAAAGUGAUCGCAGUAGAGCAGCACGCGCUGCGCGCCGAGGCCGCCCGAAAGCAGCUGCUGCUGGACCUCUCUCGGGAGGCCGACCGGCGCUCCGCCGGCGGAGCCCCCGGGGCCGAGGACGAGAGCGAGGGCGGCGUCAGGGAUGCCGACCUGGAGGCGGUGGCCUCGGCGCUCGGGCGGGCGGCGAAGGCCAUCGGCCUGGUGGCGGGCCUGGCGCAGGAGCCCCCGCCCGCGGCCUUGGCCCCCGCGCCGAGGGCUCCAGAGCCCUUGGCUGACGCGGCGUCGACGUGGCGCAGCCCGCCCGCGCACGCCGGGCACCUCGCCUCUCCCCGCGGCGCCUGGGCUGCCGCGGCCGCGCACCCGCAGGCGGGCGAGGCGGACCUCUGCUGAGGGCGCGCCGGCGGCAGCGCCCGAGAGGUGGAGGGUCCCCGCUCGUCAGGAGAGGGUGACGGGGAGAAGGGUCGCGGACGAAGCUGCAUGACAUCGCGAAUACCGCGGCAGCGAUGUGCGCACCACGGCUUGAUGCGGUCGCGGUCGC
Molecule: messenger RNA, 3626 nt
Organism: Prorocentrum cordatum
Lineage: Eukaryota; Dinophyceae; Prorocentrales; Prorocentraceae
Source: the annotation of a GenBank genome assembly